This is a messenger RNA of Scophthalmus maximus (turbot), 5888 nucleotides long. It is a transcript of the gene nhsb, whose product is annotated as Nance-Horan syndrome b (congenital cataracts and dental anomalies). Bases 361 to 5556 code for a protein of 1731 amino acids. Gene Ontology annotation, biological process: cell differentiation; lens development in camera-type eye. The record is from RefSeq and is a predicted model, not a curated record. NCBI's taxonomy places the organism in Eukaryota, Metazoa, Chordata, Actinopteri, Pleuronectiformes, Scophthalmidae. The transcript is spliced from 13 exons.
CGUGCGCGCUGGUUUGACGCGGCACGGAGGCAACCCAUGAUCGCAGACUCAACACGCAUCCUCACGCCACUGACCUGCGCUUAGCCGUGUCCUGCAUGUGUGUGCAUGUGUGUGCAUGUGUGAGCGGGAGUGUGAGUGAUCCCCAGCAGCCAGCAGCAGGACGGAGGAUCUCAAGGAGAAUGGGGGAACUUUGGAUCGACGCCCGGGGAUAACGCGCGGUCGGCCCGAACCUCGUCGGCUUUUCUCGCGGAUUUUUUUUCAGCAUAUUUGGAUGUUGUCUGUUCCCCCCUUUUCCCGUUUUCUUCUAGUCAGUGGGGAUUUACACUUGGCUUACAAGUCCCGUUAUUCGCGGCGUGCAAAAUGCCAUUCGCCAAAAGGAUUGUGGAGCCGCCGCUGCUGUGCAGGCACCACAUCCCCAACGACGAGGGGCUGCUCUUCGAGGACCUGUGUGCCAUCAGUAACGUGGUUCUGUCCCGGACCUUGCGACAGCUGUCCGACCUGGCCCGGCACGCCUGCUCCUUAUUUCAGGAGCUGGAGAACGACAUCAUUAACACCAACCAGCGGGUCUGGGUCCUCCAGAACAAAAUAGGCCAGAUACAGCAGACUGCCAGUGCCCUAGACCCAAAAAAGGAGGCAGUGCCGGUGUCGAACCUGGAUAUAGAGAGCAAGCUGUCAGUUCACUAUCAGGCUCCAUGGCACCAACAACACAACGUGUUUCAUCCUUGCACGCGCCCACCAUGUCUGGAGGAGCUGCACAGAAACGCUCAACUCAGUCUCAGAGCCCUGCACCGAGACGAACAACAGCGCCAGCGGUCCACGAGUCGGGAGAGAAACAGGGUGACCAUUUCUAUCUCAGUGGCACCCCCUAUGCCCACCUUCCCCUCACCACACUCCAUUCGCCGGCAACAGAGGAGUCGCAUGGCACGAGCUCAGGAGAGAGCAGAGAGGGAGCGAGAGUUAGAAUAUCAACCCAGGAAGGAGAGGACUGUGAGAGAAACAGAGAUCCAGACCAUACAGAGAAAAGAGAGGCGAGGGAGAGAAGCAGAUGUUCAGACGAUCCAAAGAAAGUUUGAGUGCUUUUACUCACUUCACCCUAUUGAAAGUUGCAUCUUCAUCCCAUGGAAUAGAAAGGCUACCUCGACGGGGGAAGAUGAAGGUGUUGAGGUCUUGGGAGGCCACAGAUCCAAGCCCUCAGCCCCCUCAACCCAAGAUAAAAAGACGAACUGGUCCAAGGAAAAACUCUCAUCAUCAGAUCAGAAGAUAACUGCCGAUUCUCACUCCAUCUCCUCUUGCAUCAUCCCCAUCAAUGUCACAGGAGUUGGGUUUGACAGGGAAGCCAGUGCUCGUUGCUCUCUAGUCCAUUCCCAGUCGGUUCUACAGAGGAGAAGGAAGCUCAGGAGGAGGAAGACUAUCACAGGAAUACCCAAAAGAGUACAUCAGGACAUGGACUCAGAUGAAUCACCCGUAGCAAGAGAGCGCACAGUGAUCGUCCAUGCCAACCCGCACCAACUCUCUCUCUGUCAGGAAGAUCUCUCAAUCAGUGGUCGUCUCCAUCACACUCGUGACUCUGGGUGCCAGACAGAUGAUUUCCUUAUAGCAUGUACAGCUGCUCCCUCCAGAAGGCGCAUCAGAGCGCAACGUGGCCAUCAGGGAAUCCCUGCCUCACUUUCCCAUUCAACAGGCAACAUCUCUUCCUUGGGUGACCAGUCAGAUUCCACAUAUACUUGUGCUUCAACCCAUGGUGGACGAUUGCGCUCUCGCAGCCUUCCAAGAGAGGGUGGACGUCUGAUGGACAGUGAUGAGGAUGAUGAUGAUGAUGAUGAUGAUGAUGACGACAAUUAUGAUGAUGAUGAUGACGAAGAUGAGGAGUUGUCCCCAUAUGAAGCAGAGGACUUUAUUCCAUCUGGCCCUAGUCCAAGAAUGAAGAUGAUGAUGAUGAAAGAUGAGGAGGAGAGCACAGAUGACCAGGCAGCUCCUGAGCCACUGCAACUUGGGAGCCUAAAAAGGUUGCAGCGAUCUGGGGAAAGGGGUGGUGGAGGAGGGAGCCCAGAGCAUUGCUGGAUGGAGAGGGGCCGUUCUCGCUUGCCCCGCAAAGCUGACAUGGGCAGCUGUGAAAUCUCAUCAAGUUCAGAUACUUUCAGCAGCCCUAUUCACUCAGUGUCUACAACAGGAGUUCUGGGCAGCCAUGUGGACCAUAAGGAAGACCACCAGUCGUCAAGUGGGAACUGGAGUGGUUCCAGCUCCACCUGUCCCUCUCAGACAUCUGAAACCAUCCCACCGCCCUCUUCUCCACCACUGACAGGCUCAUCGCACUGCGACUCAGAGCUUUCACUCAACACUGUGCCCAUUGCCAUUGAUGAGGGAUUUUCCUUGGAUCCCUUGUACCACUCUGACCUUAGACCCCAGGGCCAGGGCCACAGGUCAAGCUCUUUCACAUCAUCAGCCACAGACCAGUUGGAUGAUGCAGGGGUCAGUACGGCAAGUGAGGGGGAGUGGACAUACCCUCCAGACCAAGACCAGACUGAUCCAGACCAAGACCCUGAUCACACCCAAAACCUGAGGCAGAACCAUGGGUUAGCCCAGGAAUACAGCUCAAAACAAGGUCACGAAGACCAAACCUGUUUUAGUGACAACAAAACCAGCAACACUGAAAAAGAGCCUGGCUCUCAUUACACAUCUGACACAGAGGGAUUCUACUCCUCAUCUGUGCAUUUUGGGGAGUGUAAACAGAGUUACAGAGGAUACAUGUAUAACUAUGCAGACCCAGGACCUGACUGCAGUCAAUCCAACACUGUGGCAGCAACACUAUCCCAUGGAAUUUAUCUCCGGCCCUCAGCUGACUUCAGAGCAGGCACUAUGACCCUGGGGAGGAUCUGUCGUCCACUAAGGAAACCGAAAGUCAAACCCCCACCGCCCAAACGGACGUCUUCGCUUAAGGAGACCGGUAGUAGUGUUGAUGUUGGAACGGAUACACAGGCAGAUCAAGAUCUACCAAAGACAGUUAGUGAACAAGAGCUUACCUUGUCUUCCACAGAUAUGAAGCUGGAACUGGAGCUAGAGCUUGGAGGUGCUCCAGAACCAUUACAGACUUCUUGUCUAGUGGCAGAGCCUUUAGGAACUUGGGGAAUGGGACUGGGUGAAACUGUUGACAUAGUAGAGCCCAUGUCCUUCAGCUCUGCAGAUACACACUCAUUUAAGGAUGAAGGUGCUGUCCAAUCUGACUAUGCAGACCUGUGGCUUCACAACAGUGAGCUGAAGACCAACAAUGGUGAGUACACAUCUAUGUCCAACUCAAGCACAGCCACAGGCACUACUGUCAUGGAGUGUAUCAAGUCACCCGACAGCUCUUCCUCCUCCACAGAAACCCAAACCCAGGCCCAUGGCCAUACUUCAGAAACCAGGGCAACUAGCCCCCCUCUCCCACCUGGAGACUUCAAACUUGGGUCACCUGAGAAGUUGGCCGGGCUGGCCUCGCCAUCAAGUGGUUAUUCCAGCCAAUCAGAGACUCCAACCUCAACCUUGCCAUCAUCUUCUGCAGCAUUCUUCCCAGGACCUCUAUCUCCCUCCACUGGCAAAAGAAAGCCCAAAGUGCCAGAGAGGAAGUCUUCUCUCUCUUCCCUCCAGCACUUCCCCAGAGAUGGAGUUUCCAUUUCCUCUAGCUAUAAGAGAGACCCGGACUUUCCACCUCCACCAUCUCAACUUGAUCUCAAUGUUCUUCAGGGUGGCUUUGUCAGACACACGCUAUCCCAUCGGACACACCACAUGCACACACUCCACCACAGCAAACACAGAGUUGCAAAUGCAUUAACAACUGGAACAAAGUUUUUGGCCCCUGAGACAUCAAAUACCAACCCGACGCCAAGUUCCAACUCUGCUUCAAUAAUUACUAGCUCCAAUCUAUUCGUGAUAACUCCAUCUGCUCUUCGUUCAGUGCAGCUCCAUUCUGUUAGUCAAUCUAGAUAUAGGGCUACCACUGCAGACCAGGAAACAGCAACUGGACUAGUGACUGCUACUAGACCAAAAUGUCCUCCUAGUGGAUCUACUCUGGCUCCACCACCUAUUAACACUAGGCCUCUCCCUCCUCGUAGACCACCUCCCAGACCCCCAGCUCAUGACCACACCUCCUCCCCUGAACAUUCACAACCACCUCCCCCUGGCCGGCACCCUGAUGGGCCUCCAUCCUAUGAAAGCCUUCUGCUCAGACAGGACCGCUAUGGACCUGGAACUUUCUGGGCUAUGACGGCCUUCAGAACUCGGAUGGACCCAUCAUCAGAACUGUCUGAAGACAGCUCACCUUUGCAUCGACCUGUGCCACGUGCUCCCCACCCUUCACCUGUGGAUCUACACACACAUAUCCACUCACACACAGAGUUCAGAGGGCUCACACACUCAAGUCAUGCACAUUCCGAGUUCAGGGUUUUGGGGGAGCGUUCAUUCUCCCAGGAUGAUGAUGAUGAUGAAGAUGAGGAGGAGGAAGAGGAAGAGCAGGUGAAAGACCUGCCGAGGGCUGCAUGUUCCAGAGGAGGGAUGCGAUUGGACCACCCUCCACCCCCAGCGUACGAGUUUGCUGGAGGAUCCCACUCAGACUCAGGGCCCUGGGCUAGUCCAGUCAAAGUGCCUGGAACCACAAUGGAAACAUCGCAUCCUUACCUAAUCAGCGAUGCAAGGAAAAGAGGACAAAUAGAGAGGGAAGAAGGGGACGAAUUGACAUCAGGUGCUACCAGAAGUGCCCAUCAGCAGCAGCCACAGGAGAGCAAAGACGACUCCACUACUCCUGACACAGAAGAUUACUUUAGUAAAGAUUCAACACCCAGUGAUAAUUCGCUCUCCCCUCUGACGGAAGACUCCAAAGUGGAUGAUGACAUCAUCACGUCCCCCAACAAGACCCGUACAACUGAAGACCUGUUUGCCAUGAUACACAGAUCUAAAAGAAAGGUCCUGGGCCGUAAAGAUUCAGGAGACUUAAACGUGAAGUCUCGUCUCUGCCCUGCAGCAACAGUUACACCUGGCAAUGUCUCCACCAUCAUUAUCCCGCCAGCCCCUCCUCUUAACAUCCCAGCCACCUUAGCCACUGCUGCCGGGUCACAACGAGCCCCUGUGCCAAUCUACCGCAGCGCCAAGAAAUCCACCACAUCCAACGAGGAGUUUAAACUCCUGUUGCUGAAGAAAGGUAGCAGGUCUGAUUCCAGCUAUCGCAUGUCAGCAACAGAGAUUCUGAAGAGCCCUAUCACCCCUAAAAUGCCAGGGGAGUCCCUUCAAGAGGGACCAUUGAGACAGCCGGAGGAGCCCCCCACUACACUCCUAGAAGCCCCUAUUUCUAGCAUGGACCCAAUCCAGAUACCAGGUCUUUUUCCCAGGGCCAACGCUGAGAGUUUUACCCCCAAAACCCUGCCUCUGUCAGCUGCAUCUCGACAGGGUCGUUCUCGGAUCCCCCCUGUAGCCAACAGCAGUCGCUACAGUACACGCAGCCGCCUCUACACCGCCCCCAUGCAAGCCAUUUCUGAAGGGGAGACUGAGAAUUCAGAUGGGAGCCCCCAUGAUGAUAGAUCAUCCUAAAACAUCCCCAAUGCGAGAUGUCGUCUGUUCUUAGCUGUGUCCUACAUUUGAAAUGGGCCCUUGGAAUUUUCUAAUCUUGGAUAGGUGUGUCAACAAGGCCAAUAGUGUAAUUCUUGUGACACGCAAAUAUGUUCAUGUUUAAGUUUUUUCUUUUUGUUUUGGAUCUAAUAUUCUAUUUUAGGGUGUCAGGCAGAGGGUUGUGAGACACUAAAUCAGCUUUGGGAAAAUAUCUAAAUACUGUACCAUCAAAACAAUCACUCCCUCAUAGUUAAGAAGACCUGUUUUGAUUGAACCUUUUUUAAAUAAAAAGGUCCUAAAUGUUUAGUAAAUAA